This is a messenger RNA of Triticum aestivum (bread wheat), 882 nucleotides long. Its product is annotated as DNA (cytosine-5)-methyltransferase 1A. The coding region runs from base 260 to 757 and encodes 165 amino acids. Lineage: Eukaryota; Viridiplantae; Streptophyta; Magnoliopsida; Poales; Poaceae. The transcript is spliced from 2 exons. The record is from RefSeq and is a predicted model, not a curated record.
CGCUGUCAUCUCAGACUUCCUGUUUAAGCUUGAUGCAUUCUCUUAUAACUGCCUUAUGAUAUGUGAUAUUUGUUUGAUAUCGAAGAAAGGCAUGUGCCCGUAUUAUUUCUCUUAUAACUGCAGAUUUUAUGCUGUUCCAUUUUGUAUUUAGUCAAGUGAUGUAUGUUGUUGGUUUCUCUUAUAACUAAUUUGUUGUUGGUUUCUUUGUGGUGUAUUGAUUAUGGCUUGUUGUGCCACAUGACCAACAUGGAUUAUUUCGAUGUCUAAACCAUGUAUGGGGCUGAUCCUGACGGCGGCGGCCACAUCUUUCGCGCCUGGUCCAGCUGCGCCAUAUCAAGGAACAAAGAGGCGCCAAACAAAGCCUAAAAGCGACAAUGAGAAUAUAAUUGAGGAGAGCAAUGUUACCACCAACAUUAGUCACGAUGCCAUUGUUUGCAAGAGACCAAAGAGAGAAGUUGGUUGUUCGAAUUUCAAUGAGAAGGCAUUUGACUUAUCUGAAGAAGAUUCACUUGUCACAACCAAGGAAAUCAUAAUUGAGGAGGAAAGAGAGGCAGUUAGAUUGACAAGUACAGGACCUGAAGAUAAGAAAUGCUGUAGAAAACUCAUCAAUUUCAUCCUACAUGGUAAAGAUGAUAAUCUGCAACCGUUAGAAAUGUCUCAGAGUGAUGGUGUCUCCAUGACAGCUCUUGUCAUGCCAUUUGAUGGUCAUAUCAAAAAGGACAGGAAAAGGGGAAUACGAUGUAUUAGAUUUGAGUGAAUCAAGGGACGGAAAUUUCCGGCUAUAAGGAAGGCGUUGUGGUAAUUUCGCUCUCAAUAGAACUAGCUGACUAUAUAUGUGUGAAGUCCACAAGAAGCUACAGGUCUUAUUUUGACCUUUUCAGC